Messenger RNA from Folsomia candida, 1571 nucleotides. Its product is annotated as dentin matrix acidic phosphoprotein 1-like. Lineage: Eukaryota; Metazoa; Arthropoda; Collembola; Entomobryomorpha; Isotomidae. Bases 166 to 1377 code for a protein of 403 amino acids. The transcript has 5 exons. The record is from RefSeq and is a predicted model, not a curated record.
UUAUAAUAUGAGACGAUGAGGCAACUUGAGACGAACAGAGUUGCGUGAGGCUGUCGAGAGAGUCAUCUGCUGGACGGAGACGAGAGGAGAACGCGUGGCUGGCUGACUGACUGAAUUUUUGGUUUCCGAGAAAAAUAAAGGAAUUGAUCAUAGAUUCGAAUCAAGAUGGCGACUCCACCGAUAACUAAAACUUCCCAGGUGUCUGUGCAUCAACAUUAUCAACACGUCAUUGACACUAAGCUUCGCAACCUGUAUGCGGCCGGGAUAGAUGAAACCGUCCUUGUCGAUUUGGGUGUCCAGUGGCGAAAAAAAUUGGCCGAAAUGGGAACUGUGACGGAUUUCAAGGACAACAGGGUCAUGGAGGAGAGCGAAAUCCCAUCGACAUCUGCGGGGCCUUCGUCAUCAAUGAACGAUAUAGCUGAAGGGGAUGCUGUCUACAUCCUUCCACCCGCGCAAACGGUCCCGGUUUCUGUAUUUGUUCAACCUGUCGUUGGUGAUGGGCCAAGUGUAACUGUCACGGUCCCGGUGGCAGCUCUACAUGGAGGAAUAUUACGGCAAAUCAUUUCCGUGCCUGGAAUGUUUGAAGUUUCGGGCGAGCAGGAUUUCACUACGGUCGUACAAGCCAGAGUGAAUGAAGAAUUGCGCAAGCGUGGGCUCCACACUAUCGAAGGGCGAGUACCCAAGAAGAGCAGGGGGAUGGAACGUUGUGGUCGAUCUAGCAAAAUUGCUACUCGCGCCACAAGCGAUGAAGACGAAAGCGAUGUGGAUGAUGAGCAAGAGACUGAGCUUCAUGCUGGUCCUGUUCAAUCUAGCAAAAUUGAUAAUCGAGACAACGACGAAAAUGACGAUGAUACUCAAAUAAUUGAGCAUCAGGCUGGUCGUGGUGGAUCUAGCAAAAUUCGUGCUCGCCCGACAAGCGAUAAAGACGAAGACGACAGGGACGAUGAGCAAGAAAUUGAGCCUCAGGCUAGUCGUGGAGGCAGGGGUGCUGCUAAAGGGAGGGGACGCGGUGGAUCUAGCAAAAUUGUCAGACGUGACACGAGCGAUAAAGAAGAAAACGACAUGGAUGAUGAGCAAGAAAUUGAGCUUAAGCCUGGUCGUGGAGGAAGGGGCGCUGCUAGAGGGAGGGAACGCGGUCGUGGUCGUGGUCAAACUAGCAAAAUUGCUACUCGUGAUACCAGCGAUGAAGAAGAUAACGACAAGGAUGAUGAGCAAGAAACUGAGCUUACGCCUGGUCGUGGAGGGAGGGGACGCGGUCGGGGUCGAUCUAGCGAAGUUGCUAUUCGCGCCACAAGCGACAAAGACGAAACCGACAUGGAUGAUGAGCAAGAAACUGAGCUUGAGCCUGGUCGUAGAGGGAGGGGACGCGGCCGUUGAGAGCUCGCUGCUGCUGCUGCUGCUUUGACAGAAUUAACAGGACUACACGAUGACUCGGGACGAGAUGUCCAACUUUAGUUAAUUAUUUGUCAUAUUUUUUUAAUGGUUACAAUUAAUUUCAAAAUUUUAAUCAUUUCUUAGAAAGAAGUUUCCCUUAUGGGCAGUCUUUUUUAUGAUUUAUUAUACGUACUCGU